Penicillium longicatenatum is the source of this 1629-nucleotide messenger RNA. RefSeq lists its product as uncharacterized. Gene Ontology annotation, molecular function: amino acid transmembrane transporter activity. Lineage: Eukaryota; Fungi; Ascomycota; Eurotiomycetes; Eurotiales; Aspergillaceae. The record is from RefSeq and is a predicted model, not a curated record. Gene Ontology annotation, cellular component: membrane. The transcript has 3 exons. Gene Ontology annotation, biological process: amino acid transmembrane transport. The coding region runs from base 1 to 1629 and encodes 542 amino acids.
AUGAUUAAUGAGCUGCCUACCGACCAUGCCGAUUUACCAAAGAAGAACAAUGAAGAUUCCAUUUCCGGAGAUAAUGGUGCGAACCAAUAUGAUAUCAGUGCGGAGGAGAAGGGUGUGACUGGAGAAAUGAAUCAAUUGCCUGAUUUACAACGCAGACUGAAAAGCCGACAUUUAUCCAUGAUCGCAAUUGGUGGGACUAUAGGAACUGGACUAUUCAUCGGCAGCGGAACCGCAAUCUCAUACGCGGGGCCCGUUGGGGCUCUUCUCGCUUAUGUUUUUGUGGGAACAAUCGUAUACUCAGUCAUGACUUCGCUAGGGGAGGUGGCGACCUUCCUGCCCGUAUCCGGAGCAUUUGCUUCCUACGCGGCACGUCUCGUGGAUCCGAGCCUUGGCUUUGCAAUGGGGUGGAUAUACUGGUUUUCUUGGGCAUCAACCUUUGCACUUGAGUUAACCGCUACGGGGAUGAUCAUCCAGUACUGGGAGAAGUCAGUCCCCAUCGCUGUUUUCAUUGCAGUGUUCUGGGUUGUGAUCAUUGCUUUGAAUUUGAUGCCCGUCAGUUACUACGGUGAAACCGAGUUCUGGCUAUCUAGUAUCAAGGUAUUGACAGUGAUUGGAUUCAUGAUUUUUGCCAUCUGUAUGAAUGCCGGCGUCGGCAAGGAAGGAUAUAUUGGCUUCCGAUACUGGGUACAUCCAGGCCCAUUCAACGCAUAUCUACUCACCAAUCCCGAUCAAGAUGCGCUAGCAAAAUUCAUCGGCUUUUGGGCCGUCCUAAUUAAAGCCGGAUUCUCAUACCAGGGCACAGAGCUGGUUGGUAUUGCCGCAGGCGAGACCCAGAACCCACGAAAGACAAUCCCAUCCGCCAUCCGUAAAUCCUUCUUCCGAAUUAUCUUCUUCUUCAUCUUGACCAUUUUCUUCAUCGGGAUCGUUGUUCCCUCCUCUGAUAGUCGUCUCACUGGCAGUGAAGGAAGUGGUGCCAGUGCUAACAAUGCGAACUCAGCACCGUUUGUCAUUGCUGCCAAGCGUGCUGGUGUGAAUGUUCUACCAUCAAUCAUCAAUGCUGUUCUCUUAACAGUGGUACUCUCGGCCGCCAACUCUAAUGUUUAUAGCGGAAGUCGAAUCCUAGUUGGUUUAUCAUACGAGGGCUUUGCGCCUAAGUGUUUCGCCAAAACCACCAAGUGGGGAGUACCAUACAUAAGUGUGGGAUUUACGGCCCUUUUCGGCCUUCUGGGCUUUUUGAAUGUCUCCAAUGCCGGGAGUACCGUCUUCAACUGGCUAUUGCAAAUCGCUGGCUUGGCAGGGUUUAUUACCUGGUCAUCCCUUAUCAUUUGCCAUCUUGGCUUUAUGAGAGCCUUGGAGGCACGUGGGAUUUCACGAGACACUUUGCCUUAUAAGGCGACUUGGCAACCAUACCUGUCUUGGUAUGGACUGUUUUUUAAUGUCUUGAUCAUUAUCACGCAAGGGUUUACUUCUUUUAUCCCAAGUUUCAGCGUGACAGACUUCUUCAUCAAUUACCUGAGUCUGAUCUUGUUUUCUGUGCUGUAUAUUGGGCACAAAUUCAUUAUGAGGCCGUCAUUUGUGCAUCCGCUUGAGGCGGAUAUCGACACGGGUAGAUCUGAGUUUGACGGGUGA